Molecule: messenger RNA, 6590 nt
Organism: Stegastes partitus (bicolor damselfish)
Lineage: Eukaryota; Metazoa; Chordata; Actinopteri; Pomacentridae
Gene: wbp1
Product: WW domain binding protein 1
Exons: 4
Coding region: 137-1009 (290 amino acids)
Source: RefSeq, a predicted model, not a curated record
GGAACAACAAAAACAUGUCCGAGUGCGACAAGCAGAACCGUUACUAGCCUCAGCUACCUGCUGUCACCUCAACAAGUCGUCGAGUCCACUACUGCUAUAUGGUUCCCGUCGUGUUCACGGCCGAAAACCCAGAAAGAUGCCGCAGAAAGCACUGGGAUCCAUUGUAGGUCUUCUUUGUACCGGGACCUGUCUGGUGCAGGGGAAGGAGUUCUGUUUUGGGGUAAACAAUGAGCAGUACCGCUGUGAGAUGGGGUACUGCUGUGGGGAGACGGAGUGCUGCACUUACUACUAUGAGCUCUGGUGGUUCUGGUUGGUAUGGACGCUGAUCAUCAUGCUGAGUUGCUGCUGUGCCUACCGACACCGGAGGGUUAAAAUGCGUCUGCAGCAGGAGCAGCGCCAACGUGAGAUCAGCCUCAUGGCUUAUCAAGGAGCCUCGAGCUCCUUCAUUUCACCUCCACCUCUCAAUUUAAGAUUCUGGAACGACUGCAAGCUUCCUGACUAUGAAGAGGUAGUAGGCCACCCUCCGACACCACCUCCCCCUUACUCUGAAAACCCUCCUGAGUCCACUCCAGCACUCCUUCCACAAGUGAGCCAACCAGACACUGUACCUGUGCCACAACCCCCGUCUGAGGCAGAUCCGACGGAGGCAAGUCAAGCCUCAGGCUCAUCAUCAGACCAGGAGGCGGCGUCGCUCCCCAUCCAAGUACAGUGUGAGGCAGAGGAGAAUGUAGAGGCUGCGCUGAUGGUGGCGGAGGAGGAGGACGAGGAGCUCGUCACUCGCCGUCGGCAUGUCACCGGCGACUCAGGGAUUGAGGUGUGCGUUUGUCAGCUGGACGUAGACGAAGGUUCAGGGCUUGAGGAGGAAAGCGACGAGGAGCACCGGAUGUGCAACGUCAGCGGGAGGGACUGCUGCUCCGGGCACCAGCAGCAGCCCUUCAGACAGAAGGAGCACAACUCGGAGCUGCCCAACCAGACCGCCAGCACCAGCACUGGAGACCACAUGGUGUGACCCACAGCGUAACUAACCAGCCAACCAGUGGGGCUUCGUGCUUCACGCAGGGUAAUAGCUGUCGCCAUCCUCAUCACCAGAGGAACUGUCUGUGUUUUAGUUCCUCGAAUUAACACAUAGACAUGACGUUAAGAUGAUGACGAUGACUAAUCUUUAAUGGCUCCUGAUUAGGGAAGAUAAAUAAUAAAAUGUGGACAAACUCCUCUUUUUUUUUUUUUUUUCUUUUGCUUUGCUUUUCUCAGUGGGGGAACCAGCAAACACAUGUUGCUCCUUUUGGUUUGUAUUUUCUUAGUAUUAAGCACGAGAACAUCAUCGGGUUGUGAGAAGACAGCAAUUGAUUGUGACUGAAACCAGAAUUGACUGUUUCCCUCGGCCUCUCCUUCAGCACUGCUGUCAUGUUUCCGUUUCUGUCCCGCAAAUCUCCUUGGUCCGAACGUUUCCAGCCGUCCUUCCAUCUGACAUUUUACCUCUGGUGGGAUGGUCAUUCAGGAGCAUACCGACACGGUCAACAACAUUUCUCUCUUAUCCCCGUUAUGACUAAGCAGAGGAGUCAAAAACAAACCUCUUAAGAACCUUAGGAUGAUACUGGAUGAAUCGACGAGAUUACGUUUAGUUUUCCCCAAAGCUGCGUGCGUGCAAGACUGCGUGAGUGCUGUGAAAAUCUAGGCCACAGCUGCAUAGUGAUGUCAGCUCUGAGGUCACGGCAGCCGGCGUCUCGUGUCCUCUGGUGUGCAGUCUGUGGGACUCGAGAGGGGGAGACUGUACAACUCACAUAACGGGAGGAGAAGAGUUGACUUUGUUGUUUGGUGUCUGGGUUUGAAAUGUCAUACAACCCCCCCCUUGCAGAGCUCUUUCUACUACUUGAUAUCCAUGUUGUGGUCUCCUGAGCUGUGUGGCCACCAGUUAGCAUGACGUAAGGGGUGUUCACUAUUUCAGUGAUUAAUUGAUUGUGUGCAUGUGAUCCCCCCCCACUCCAGUUUCUGACUGCAUUAAAUUCAUAGUAAUAACCAAGUGGGCUAUGCCACCAAUUUUUGUAAUCAAUAUAAAGCCUUGUGGUGGCUCUAUAUUAGUGUGUUUUAUUUACUGCGUUAUGUCCGAGUGAAUUUAUCGCUCAGUAUAUAGUUUGGAUGUUCAUAUUGAAGGAUGUACUUGCUUUUUUUUUUUUUUUUUUUCAUUUCAUAACCAGCUGUGCUUCAGUAAAUACCACAGGUGUCACCGUUAAUUGCAACAAAGCCCCUGACAGGGGCUGCUAGAGUGCGUACUAGUGAGUGGGUGUUUUUGUGCAGUAGGGAAGAGUUGAGUUGUGUGUGUGUACAUUUUUUUAAAGUGCUGUAGCAUCUGGUUGAAAUCACUGAGGUGGAUUAACAAUUUAAAGCACUGGUAUUUUGCAUGAGGCAUGAUUUUCUGUGUUUUGUAUUUGAGUUUAUUAGCAUUUUCUAUUAGCGGUUGUGCUACUUGCUUUGCUAAUCGGUCACAAUAAUGGCAGGCUGCAGUGGCAUCAAAACUCCAUGCCCCAGAUGUUGGGGUAAAGAAAUGGACUGAGGUUUAGCUUUAGAUGUCUGGAUCUAGUUUUAUCGUGUUGUUAUGAGGGUAUGAGCCGCGCUCGGCUGUUAUGCAGCGCUGGUCGUUAGUUAGAUGGUGCUGUCUUGGCUCUUUGUGGCCCCUGUAGCUCUUGGCAGUGCGAGGGAUUUGCAGUGGUAUUUUCCAUUGGCAGCAAAGGGCCGGUGCAUUAGCAAGCUGAGAUGGAUGCAGGCUCUGCUCUGCAGUCUAUUCAGUGCUGGCACAGCUGCAGAAUCUAUUGCGAUGAACUGCUCUUCAGCGUGCAUGUUGUUUGCCCAGUAUCUUGCACAAUUUGUGUUCAAAACAUAGCAGUCACAGUGGUUGUUGCCAGCUAGGAAAACAACAGCAAAACACAAUUAUUUCUUGCAGGAUAAACAUCUGUGCAAGAUGAGCAGUAACUGAUGAGUCAGAAAGUAUUUAAUGAAGAAUUUAGUUUGGAACCACGAUCAACAGCUUUGCAUUCGUCUGCUUGAUACUGUGUGUUGAAAUGGGCACAGUGUAAAGACUCAGGUCUGUCAUUCUGCUUCACACGCGCACCCACAAAGCACUGCCGCUGAUUGGACUUUACCACUGUCAUUAUGUUUACAGUGUCGUAAUAUUCCGUUGUCUAGAUGAAUCCAUCAAAGGUAACAAAACCACAAACACAGUCUCUCGGCUGAAUUGGGUGAUUUAAACUUCCACUUGAGUCCAAAUGCGUUGUGACGUUUUUAAAAUACAGCUGAGCAUACAGUUGCACUUUGCAAAGUGGGGUAGUAAAUGUUAAUGUUUCAGGUUGGCAGGAUAGUUUUGAUCUUUAUCUUCAGCACUGAUUGAACUCUGAUAAGGACACUUUGGGGAAAAUUACUGGUCUCCUAACAAGACUUGACACUGGGUUAGGCACACUGAUACGUAUGAUUUUUAGGUCACUGCAGCUCAAGUGUUUCCUUUUCAGCUAGCAGCAGUUGUGUUUGAGUGAGCUAGACUACUUGUGGGAAAACAAUACACGAGGGCCACUGUAGCAAAUAUGUCAAUAGAGAGUGAAACAAAAAUGAAUGCACAGCUGCCUAAAGACUUCAUUUAAUGUCCAUUAAACAGGUUCAACCAAACAUGCUAGUAUUUAGUUUUGCAGCAGUAAUGAACGGUUCGCAGUCCUUGUGUUGCGUCAGUGUUGCGUAGUUUAGCAGGUGCUUAAACAUGAAGCCAUACUAACAUGACAAUGACCUUUUCCGUGGAGCAGUUACACUGUGAGCAUGACUGCACACCCAUUAGUAGAAGUCAUAAAAAGACAUCUUUUGACGACACACCUCAAGCUGCCUUGCUGCAUUUCUAGAGAGCAAACGUCUUGAUUAUUGAGCUGCACAAUAAAAUAUAACCUCUGUACGUGGAAACAGAUGUGAUACUGCCUUAUUAGAGUAGAUGUAGUCAUGUGGUUUUGUUGUUGUUGUUGUUAUUAUUCUUUUUUGAAAGGUAAAAUGGUUGUGUCGUUCCAAGCAUGGUUGACUUUAGAGCAGAGGAGUGCUUUUGUAUCAAUAGAAAAAAUAGCAUCUGAGCGCCUUCCGAGAAAGUGCGCUGGCUCUGUGAGAAAAGGAUGUGGUUUGUAAACAUUUAAAAAGCCUCACGAUUGAAACUGUCACAUGUUCUGUACAGUUUUACUUACAUUGGUUGUGUAACCGAGACGUGGUUGUGUUGCAUUUGAAAUACUGUGCUUGUAGUUAGUUGUGGCACUGAUGGAAUUCGUCAAGACCAGAUUGUUGAGCUCAUACUCAUUCUGUUUUUCGUUCCACGAAUCUGGUUGCAAUUAGUUUGUGAAAUUAACAGACUAGAAAGCAUGAGGAAAAAAAAAAAAAAAAAUCUCAUUUUUGUUUUCUGUGGGUGUGUUUCGAUUCGUCCUACUUACGUUUCGGGGGGGGACAAAAAUGAACUCCAACAAGAGAUUGCUUUGUAACCUGUUUGCUAAGGUGCAUCUUUGCUUAUUUGUAUACAUAUGUAGAAAACUAAUAGAACAGGGGGGAGGGGGUGUGUGAGGAAUAAGAGAAGGAUUGAGGUUCCUUUUGUGCAUCAGUGAACCGGAGGUCCAUAGUUUUCCCAUUGCCAAACAACUGCUAUGCCUCCAUGGUUUUCACAUGUUUACUGAGAGUAAGGGCUAUAUCAGUCAUGAACUGUUGACAGACAUUAUCCAUCCAUUUCACCGAGCGAUUCAUCUGUCGUCGUGUGCUGUUCGUUUUGACGCCACAGUUGCCGAGAUCCACCAUCUGAACAUGGUCAGAAAUGUGUCAUGUUAACAUGUUUGGGUUUGGAUGUCUCUUAACGUUGUGGUGGAGCUCAUAUUUAUCUACUAGCUGAUUGUAUAUGACCAUGUAUGUUUGUUUUUAUAGGCUUUAACUUUGCCUUCUUGUUUUGUCACCCUCAACAGAGGUGCGUGAUGCGACGUAACCGACCCCUCUCUCUCUCCCCCUCCUACAUGUAUUGAAAAUGCGUUUUACUAACUAGCUUCAUGUGGCAGGAGUGUUUUUUUUUUUUUUGCUUUGCUCCGUUGGCUCCUUGUGGACCGUGACUCCACCCCUCCGCCAGGCUGUGUCUUGGUAACAGAAACUGUAGCCAACAGUGUAGCUGUUUGUUUUUCUCAGCUGCAUGUGAACCCUUGGUAACAAAAGAACACAUCCACCCAUGCAGAGCUGUCGACAGAAUAAUCUACCAAAGUCUUUGCCAUCUCCGUGCUACAAGGAUCAUCACUGUUUACCACUCUGUGUGUGCUUGUGUCUGUAUGUGUGUGUGGUUGUCAUGACGAUGGUCUGUUUGGUUUCACACUCUCAGGGUUAUCUUUAACAAGCAGUGCUAGAAUUUAAAAAUCCACACAUUUUUGACCCACAAGUCUCAUAAAGCCAAAGCUUCACGAUUAUUGUCUCCCCCCGUCGUCGUCGUCGUCGUCUAUUGUUUCUGCAUCACGCAUCUCUGUGAACUUUACUCGACUAGGCUAUGCAAAAACAUAAAACCUACUGUUAUAUGCUGCGACCCCUUUCUCACUUUCUCUGCCAUUUUUGUCUGUGGGCACCAGUACAAGCAAUAUAACUCUCACUGUACUGUAAUCUACUUCGGUUGGUCUGUGUAUAUGUAUUUGUCUAAAAAAGUGAAAAAGUAAAAAAAAUAUACUUUUAUUGCUACUACAAUAAUGUGGUGAGUACGUCUGCUUCAAUGUCCUUCGAGGGGCUUGAGUUAAAAAGCCAUUCUAGUUUAUUAUAUAUAUAUAGUUUUUCCCUUCUUUUUGGCUUUUCCCUGUCUGCCUCCCUCUCAACCACUAACACAUCCUACUUCUGACUUACGGAUAAACCACAUUAAGUAUGUCAAAGGAAAAAAAAGUUGAAUAUAUAUUAUUUCUGUAUGAUCGUAUUUGGUAUCUUUUUUGUUGUUGCACUCACUCGCUGUGUUUUGGUUUCUCAGAUUAAAACCGCCUUUUUUUUUCCAUCUUCGCAAAUUUUCAGAACGAGUAUUUAACUGUUGCCUUUAAUCCUCAGUUAAUGCGACACCAUCAGUUUUUUCGUAUUAUACACAUGAAAGACCUCAACGUGGAACACAGUCGGCUCGCGUCAGACCAGCUCACAUUCGGCUGAUCCGCUUUGGUGAGUCCUCAACACUUUAUCCAAACGAAAUAAGAUCACCGUCAUCAGUGUGAUUGUUUCUAUCAAACCUGUGAAUUGUACUACUUCUUUUUUUUUUUUUUACCUCAACCAUAGAUAAUACCAAACAGAUGGAGGUGCCAUGGUUGAGUUAUGUGGAUUUUUUUUUUUUUUUGCCAAAAUGAGAAACAUCCUGGUUUAAAGAGGGAAGCAGGCAUUAAAAGAAAAAUGUGACUCUUUCUACAUUGAUUUCAUAACAACUUUAAACAAGCCAAAAUGAGUAAAGUGGAAAAAAAAUUUCAAGCAUUGUCUGACUGAUUUAAAAAAAAAAAAAAAGCUUUGGUUUUAGUAUGAAGUCUGCUGUGUACUCUUUGGGUCAUCAUUUGUAUUUUAUUUUUUUAAUAAAACAAACAUUGGCGCUCUGCUAA